AUGAACUUUGGUUAUGAUGAAGAGGGGAACAGAGUCCCCAGUGACCAAAGUGGGUGUGGCGACAGCACCAGCAGGGAGUACGACGGCACCCACGAAGUGAGAUCUACUAGCGACGACAACGAUAACGAUUCUUCAGGGUCAGCCGGGAGCGGUACAGAAAGUAACAGAGGCAGUGAUGGUAGCGACUCUGUAGAACACGAGCGGCGAAGGCACGACGACGACACGACGAGUGGGUCAAGUGGUGACUUUGGCGACGAUGUUGAGCUUGUCAUUGGAGAAGUUGCCAACCAGUCAAUCGAUGAGCCUUUGGUGGCUGGUCGUGACGUUGCAUCAUCAACCAUGAAAAAUCGCAGGGAUGCUGCCGGAGGAAAGUUUUUGUUGGAAGAUCGUCUGGUACAUCCUCUUCUAAUUGGGGAGGUGGUGUCGAAAGAGCCGUCGACGCGGGACUUCUUGGAUCUCCUGCGAGGCGUCCCUUCACGACAGCGUAUCGUUGCGGUUGCGGGGCACUUGCACCACGGAAAAACUUCACUCUUGUCACUGCUUCUAGGCGGUCGUGCCUACAGGCAGCGAGAGGACGAGGUUGAGCGAGGCAUAUCCGUGAAGAGCAGCGUCGUGACGGAGGUUGUCGCGGGUGCACAUUAUGAACAGACCUCACACCUAAUGACGUUUGUCGACACUCCCGGUCACCCCGAUUUUGCGGCGGAAACAGCAGCCGCGCUACGUCUAGCGGACGCUGUGCUUUUUUGCGUUGACGCCGCUGAGUCGCUCACAAGUAACGGCGCUCGGCUCCUGCGCCAGGUUGUAUUGCAGGAAGGAAUACCAAUUGUGCUUGUUAUAACGAAAAUUGAUCGCCUUAUAAUGGAUUUGAAGCUCCCUCCGCUCGAUGCGUAUCGAAAGUUGCGCAUGGUGGUGGAUGCGGUAAACAAUGAAAUUUCUAGUUUUGGAAGUGGAUGCUCUCCCUUCUUGGUGUCGCCGCUGAACGGCACUGUUUGUUUCGCUUCCUCCAACAUCGGAUGUUUUUUCACCACGGAGACGUUUGCGUUGAAGUACAGCAGCAAGUACCCAUCCGUGGAUGCGAUCGCUUUAUCGCAGCAAUUGUGGGGGCAAGUGACUUUUGAGGAGGGAAGGUUCGUUCGCAUUACAAACUUCCGCCAGAAACCUUCCUUUGUUACACUUGUGCUUGAGCCUCUGUACAAGGUUGUUGCUCAUUCACUUACUGGAAAAGGCUCGCAGGUACUCAGCAAUAAGCUUAAUCCACUGCCGCGAGGGCCCAUCAGUGCUGUACGCGAGGCAGUGCAACUUUUCUGCGGUGACCCCGCGUUGGAGGGUAUUGAUGCGCUUCUAAACGUAUUGCCCGCAACUGACAAACGCUCAGCGUGGCUGAAGACGCAGUACCGGCUGAAUGUAGAGGAAGAAGACUCAGCAGCAGCCAUCGCACCGAUAAUACGAUCUCAAAAUAAUGGUGAGGAGAACUUUGCCGUUGUUCGUGUACUGCACGGCGUACUGAAACGUGGGGUAAAGGUGGUUGUGGUGGAUGAGCAUUCCAGUGAUGCUGAGCCUUUUUAUACGUUUACGGUAAAGGAGUUGUUGCUGAAAAUGUUGGACGGAUUUGUCGAUGUGGAUUGCGCGUACGCAGGCCAGGUUGUUCUCGUCACCGGCUUUGAUACACGAGCAGGAAGUCACCUUGUGAUGGUCGGCGGAGUCGCUGCCACGAGUUUGUUAUGGGAAGAGGAAAACACUAUAGACUCCGCCAGAGAGUCUGGCGCUUCGUGGCUCGAUGAAGUGAGAGUACUACCCCUUAAGUGCGGAAAACCAUUUGUGCAUGUUGGAGUUGAACUGAAAAAUCCAGCAAAAGCAAACCAGUUACAGCAAAGUCUUCAAAUAUUGAUUCGCACAACACCUGGCCUAGACGCGCACAAAGAGGAAACGGGGGAGUUCACCAUUAGUGGCUAUGGGGAGUUGCACCUCGACACUGCUCUACACGAGUUGCGGUGUGCCUUGUGCAAAGGGGUGAAACUUGGCAUAUCUCCGCCAUUUGUUUCCUUUUCGGAGACUGUGUUAGAAAAGGAUGGUGCUUUAGCUGUCACUUCGUCAAACUGGGCACAUAUUGGUUUUACGGCCGGCUCGCUCCCAACCAAACUGACUGAACAAAUCGAAAAUGAGCAAAUCAAUCUGUUUCCUUCGCCCGGUACCGACAGUGUUGUUAAGCUAUGGACGACGUUACAGCAACACGACAUGGACGCUCUUGACGCGCGGAACAUAAUAGCGACAGGCCCACACACAACGAAAGGGCCGAGUGUGCUCAUUAAUGAUACGCUUGACGAGGAGCACGAGGAGUUCGAACGACUCACAGAGCAGCGGUUGCAAGCCAUUACCGCUGGGUUCCGCUCUGCAGUGGCAGCGGGGCCGCUGAUCGGCGACGUCGUUCGCGGAGCGGCACUGCGCCUCAUUUUCGCAGACCUGGAGCCUGAUGCCAGAGACGCGGCGAUUAUGGCUGGUGCGAGAACCGCAGCUAAACAGGCGCUACUCGGUGCGCAUCCGCAGCUUCUUGAGCCAGUGCUAAAGGUUGACAUUAUGUGCCCCCCAGGGUCUGUGGAAAAAAUUGCAGAGGUACUGCAAAUGCGUCGCGGGAGUAUUGUAUCGGAGGAACCCAUAGCAGCAACUACAUUUGUGUGCGUCCGGGCGUUAGUACCGGCAAUCGACAGCUUCGGCCUGGAAACACAGCUGCGAGUGGUGACGCUUGGCGAGGCACUUCCACUCUUCGCGUUCGACAGCUGGGACACAGUUCCAGGGGACCCGUUUGACACAACGGUACACAUUGGGCCCUUGCAACCGGCGCGGGGGUACCAGCUAGCACGUGAUUUCACGUUGAAAACACGCUUCCGCAAGGGAUUACCACCACUUCUCGCAGAGUUCCAGAUGUGA
This is a messenger RNA of Trypanosoma brucei brucei TREU927, 2925 nucleotides long. RefSeq names its product U5 small nuclear ribonucleoprotein component, putative. The transcript has a single exon. NCBI's taxonomy places the organism in Eukaryota, Euglenozoa, Kinetoplastea, Trypanosomatida, Trypanosomatidae. Gene Ontology annotation, cellular component: U2-type catalytic step 2 spliceosome; cytosol; U4/U6 x U5 tri-snRNP complex. Gene Ontology annotation, molecular function: GTP binding; translation elongation factor activity; U5 snRNA binding. Bases 1 to 2925 code for a protein of 974 amino acids. Gene Ontology annotation, biological process: mRNA splicing, via spliceosome. The record is from RefSeq and is a predicted model, not a curated record.